Molecule: messenger RNA, 435 nt
Organism: Vicia villosa (hairy vetch)
Lineage: Eukaryota; Viridiplantae; Streptophyta; Magnoliopsida; Fabales; Fabaceae
Exons: 1
Coding region: 1-435 (144 amino acids)
Source: RefSeq, a predicted model, not a curated record
AUGGCAUGCCUUGAUCGUCUUGCAACUAAAGCUAGACUCAUGAAGUUUGGCAUAUUAGACAAUGAUCGCUGCAGCAUGUGUUCUGAUAGGGAAGAUUUGAAUCAUCUUUUCUUUGUCUGUAACAGGACCAGGAGUGUAUGGCAAGAGAUUCUUUUAUGGCUCCAUGAAGAUCAUGCACCGGGUAAUUGGGAUUGUGAGAUGAAGUGGAUGGUGGAUCGGUGUAAACACAAAGGGUGGAGAUCGACCUUGCUGAAAACUGCAUUUGCAGAGACUAUUCAUGCUUGUUGGUUGUAUAGAAAUAGCUUGAUCUUUAAGAUUGAUGAUAUAGAUAGGAAUACUCAUAGAAAUAUCUCUAAAGAUAUCAUAGAUAAAAUAGUACAAAGAGUAUGGAAUAAACCAAAGCUUAGAGGGAAACUUGUUCCUUUCCUUCUUUGA